Fusarium verticillioides 7600 is the source of this 207-nucleotide messenger RNA. RefSeq lists its product as hypothetical. Lineage: Eukaryota; Fungi; Ascomycota; Sordariomycetes; Hypocreales; Nectriaceae. The transcript has 2 exons. The coding region runs from base 1 to 207 and encodes 68 amino acids. The record is from RefSeq and is a predicted model, not a curated record.
AUGACAGGCCACUUGACCAAGAAGUUCAGAACCAUGCCGACUUCCUUUGAUCUGCUGGAGCUUCCCAAGAUUGGACAUGUUCUCAAGAAGAUGUCACCAACCGAUAAGGAAAGAUCUGGAGGCAACUCUAUUGAGCAGUGGAUUACUUUUAGCUUUCCACUAAGAACCUCUCUUGCAGCAGAGCUAGAAGCCUCGAAGAAGAGUUAA